AUGUCAGCAGUCGUCAACGCGACCAUCACGGUCGUGCGGUGGACGGUGGGCGUGCCGGCGGCGCUGUGGGCGCUGCGGCUCAAGUCGCGGGAGCAGUGGGCGGCGGACUGGGCGGGCGUGAAGAAGACCGUGAAGCAUGAGGCACACCACUACUGGGUGGGCACCAAGCUGCUGGCCACGGACGUCCGCAUCGCGUCAGGGCUGGCCUUCAAAGCCAUGAGGGGCAACACGCUCACGAGGCGCGAGCGGCGCCAGCUGACGCGCACGACGGCGGACAUUGUGCGGCUGGUGCCCAUGAUCGUCAUCCUGCUGGUGCCCUUCAUGGAGCUGGCGCUGCCCGUGCUGCUCAAGAUCUUCCCCAACAUGCUGCCCUCCACAUUCGAGGACAAGAUGAAGAAGCCCCGCGACCACCAUCCGCCCCAACAGCUGCCAUUCGCCCCCACAACCGCCAACCGCUCCUACAUCCGCCAACCGGCCCCACCACGGCCAACCAUCCCCCACCCGCCAACCGCCCUCACAACCGCCUCCCAACUGUCAACCGCCAACCGCCAGGAGGAGGAUGUGAAGAAGCGGCUGGUGGUGAAGCUUGAGGUUGCGCGCUUCCUGCAG
Monoraphidium neglectum is the source of this 609-nucleotide messenger RNA. RefSeq lists its product as hypothetical. NCBI's taxonomy places the organism in Eukaryota, Viridiplantae, Chlorophyta, Chlorophyceae, Sphaeropleales, Selenastraceae. Gene Ontology annotation, biological process: intracellular monoatomic cation homeostasis. Gene Ontology annotation, cellular component: mitochondrial inner membrane. The transcript has 5 exons. Gene Ontology annotation, molecular function: ribosome binding. The annotation marks the transcript as partial. The record is from RefSeq and is a predicted model, not a curated record.